Messenger RNA from Echinops telfairi (small Madagascar hedgehog), 1183 nucleotides. RefSeq names its product sentrin-specific protease 5. The transcript is spliced from 3 exons. Lineage: Eukaryota; Metazoa; Chordata; Mammalia; Afrosoricida; Tenrecidae. Gene Ontology annotation, biological process: protein desumoylation. Gene Ontology annotation, molecular function: deSUMOylase activity. Gene Ontology annotation, cellular component: nucleus. The coding region runs from base 1 to 972 and encodes 323 amino acids. The record is from RefSeq and is a predicted model, not a curated record.
AUGAGUGCUCAACGUCUUCGGGUUGAUAAUGUAGAUUUACCUCUGCUUUUGUCAUUUGACGAAUAUUGGCAGAGAGGCGCAUUUGAAGAGGUAUCGAGCAAGCUGGACACCUCGCUGACGAGUCUUCUCCUGGAGCUGGAGAAGGCGGGGUCGGAGACUGCGCUCGCAGCAUCUAGUCGGGUGACGACGGCGCGGUGGCCGAGAGCGAGCGAUGUAGAAUUCCUAGAUGAAAUUAUGAAGAAGUAUGGCAGUUUGGUCCCACUCAGUGAAAAAGAUGUUCUUGGGCGACUAAAAGAUGUCUUUAAUGAAGAUUUUUCUAAUAGAAAACCAUUUAUUAAUAGGGAGAUAACAAACUAUCGAGCCAGACAUCAAAAGUGCAACUUUCGAAUUUUCUACAACAAGCACAUGCUAGACAUGGAUGAUCUGGUGACCCUGGAUGGUCAGAAUUGGCUGAAUGACCAGGUUAUUAAUAUGUAUGGUGAACUGAUAAUGGAUGCAGUUCCAGACAAAGUUCAUUUCUUCAACAGCUUUUUUCAUAGACAGCUGGUAACCAAAGGAUAUAAUGGAGUAAAAAGAUGGACUAAGAAGGUGGAUUUGUUCAAAAAGAGUCUUCUGUUGAUUCCUAUUCACCUGGAAGUCCAUUGGUCUCUCAUUACCGUGACACUGUCUAAUCAGAUUAUUUCAUUUUAUGAUUCCCAAGGCAUUCAUUUUAAAUUUUGUGUAGAGAAUAUAAGAAAAUAUUUGCUGACUGAAGCCAGAGAAAAAAAUAGACCUGAAUUUCUUCAGGGUUGGCAGACUGCGGUUACAAAGUGUAUUCCACAACAGAAAAAUGACAGUGACUGUGGGGUCUUUGUGCUCCAGUACUGCAGGUGCCUCGCCUUAGAGCAGCCUUUCCAGUUUUCACAAGAAGACAUGCCCCGAGUGUGGAAGAGGAUUUACAAGGAGUUGUGUGAAUGCCGGCUCAUGGACUGAAACUCAGCAGGGACUCUUGGGAAGUCUGACCAGUUGGAGCAGGUGGCUUGUUACUUGAAUCUCCAAACACUUAUUUGAAUUUUUACAGAUAUUCAGAUCAGUGGCAUUGGACCACUAUUGUUACCUCAAAUUUAUUUCUGCCCUUAGUCAUUUCUCCAGCGACCAUGUACUAUUUUAAUGUUCAGUUUGGUUUCACUUAAUUUUAUGGAUU